This is a messenger RNA of Medicago truncatula (barrel medic), 1322 nucleotides long. RefSeq lists its product as uncharacterized. The transcript has 2 exons. The coding region runs from base 61 to 1203 and encodes 380 amino acids. NCBI's taxonomy places the organism in Eukaryota, Viridiplantae, Streptophyta, Magnoliopsida, Fabales, Fabaceae. The record is from RefSeq and is a predicted model, not a curated record.
AAUGGUAAUCAAGGAAUUACAACAGAAAGAUCAUACAUAGUCUAAUAAUCACUAGUGAUAAUGUAUGCAGCAAGACUUCUUUCCAUGUAUAAAAGGAACCCUAGUGCUCUUUCAGAUCAACCACCAUCAGGUCCAAAUUCCGGUUAUCUUGUAAUAUUGGAUGAAGAAGCUCAAACUUACUCUUUCUUUGGAUUGUGGAAGGAUAUUGGUAUAGGAAAUCUUCCUUUCCCUCAGAACAAACAUUUAACCAUCAGUGAUUUUGAAGGUAGAUAUACAAGAGAAAAUGUCAUGUUUCUUCCGGUAUUGAAUCAACCAUUGUCUUCGAACCGUUAUUAUGUCAUACGAAGGAAGGGGAAGAAUCAAGGCCAAGCAAACUUGAAUUCAAAGGAAGAGGACAUUAGCACUGAUGUGUGCUGCUAUUUUAGCCAUGAUAUUAAAACAUGUCCCUUGGAGCCCUUCAAUCAUUAUCAACAAAUUGAAAUAAACAAGAAACGUUUUGGUUUUCAUGCCGUGUCGGUUGCCUCGGAUGGAAUUCCUUGUGGUUUAUUAAGGGAAAAAGUGUGGACAAUUUUCGGUACCACUCCUACAAAUUACCAUUUGAGUGAAGCCUUGGCUUCAAAUGAUUCCUUGCGUUCUAAGCUACCGGAUUUCAACUUUCCAUUGUCCAAUGAUCGUUCUGAAUCAGUGGUUGUUGGAAAAUGGUAUUGUCCUUUUAUGUUUGUAAAGGAAGGAAUGACAUUAAAGGAACAAAUGGAAAUAUCAUUGUUCUAUGAGUUGACGCUCGAGCAAAGAUGGGAGAAGAUAGUUUCAAAAGAAAAUGAAAACGGUGAAAAGAAUGAUGUGUUAGUAGAUGUUGCUAUUCAAACAGAAGUUGCUAAGGUUGAAAGAAAGGAUGCUAUUUGGGAUGAAAAUAGAUUGGUUGAUGGAGUGUUAUGGUUUAAGAGUGUUGAAGAGAAAAGUGUUGGAUUGAGUUUGGAAGUUGUUGAAGGAAUGAAAUGGGAACAAGAAAGGUUUGGAUGGAAUGCUGGGAAUGGAAGACAAGUGAGAGUAACAAAAGUUGAAGAGUUUGAUGGAACAAACAAAUGGAAGAAAUUUAGUUGUUAUGUGUUGGUUGAAAGUUUUGUAUUAAAGAGAAUGGAUAGAAGAUUGGUGUUAACUUAUGAUUUUAGACACUCACAUCAAAUUAAGAGUAAAUGGGAUUGAUUAUUUUCUCAAGAAUUUUACUUCAUUAUUAGGUUUUCUUCUGUAUUGGUGGACUUUUAACAGUAUAUUUGGGUUUUUUUUACAGUGUAUUUAGUUCUUGUUAUUCCAUGUGUUGUAGU